AUGCCACCGGCCAAGAACGGGGGCUGGGGAGGUGGUUAUUCUAAUAAGGGGAAGUCAGUUGCGUCGCAUAGCACCAAGGGGUUCGCCGCCACGCAGCAGAACAGCGACAGGUCAACUAGAGGUCAUAAUAUGGCGAAGUCGGUUGGAGCACGGGGCUCCUGUGUCGAAUGGGGUGGCAGCAAUACCACCGCAGAAUGGGAUACCUGCUCGCCAGUUAAAGACUGGGAGGCCAUCAAAACCGCCGCUGAACAGGUUCCGAAAGACGCUACCCCAGCAUGGGGCAUCAGUGAAGAGACUGGAGCAAGUGCUGAAAAUUGGGGAAAUUGUGACUAUUUGACAUAUGCGACUGAAGAAUGGGUCGACACAAGACAGCCCAAGACAGUAGAGGAGCUCAUCAAGGAGAGAGUGGACAAAGCCCUGGAAGGCUGGCCCUGGGUGGGCAUACCUUCCAAGCUGAUGACAUUGGGCCCGAUCAAGAUUAACUUAUAUCCUGAUGACCAGAAGCCUGGUGAAGCCAACCCUACUCUCAUUGCCCCCGCUGCUGAAAGAGAGUAUUGUCCGCUGUUCGAUCUGCUGUUUAGCAACCGAUUGAUCCUCGAUAAAGUUAUGGGUUACGUCUGCCAAAGCCACGAUAGUCAGUGGAAGUUCAUUGCAACCUGCAGUACGGCCUGGAAUUUGAUCCGGCCGGAGGUUGAAGGAACCGUUACAGAGCUUUGGGAUAUGUCGACUGGCAAUUUCAACGGUUGCGAUGAAGAUGUCGGAGCCUCUGUCAGGCCAGUGCUCGUGAUCGCUCCCAUCCGAAUGAGCGGCUCCCCACUCGAUUAUACGGGCCAAAUCAAGAAUUUAUAUGCCAUGUCCCUUGCGACCAACAACGUCGCAGACAAUAUUAGAAAUAUCCAAUUCCAUCGGAUUCCAUUCCUUACCACCAACCUUCUGGAUCUUCUUAUCCCGAAAAUGCGGAAUCUCGAACAUCUUGGCGUCUACAAAUGCGAAUUAAUCCACUUCGGAGAUACCCUGACACUCAUGGAUAUCAUCAAGAUUGAUCGUCCUCUUGAGAAGAAGCAUUCAGUGAACCUUGACUUCUAUCCUAAUUUCCAUCGAGGCCCCAUUCCUGGCCCUCAAUAUUAUGCCGGUCCUUAUGGUGUGACCUGGGAUAACUGGAAUGGCAACUCCCUCUUGGGUAUCUGGUGCAUGAUGUCAUCAAUUCUCCCAAUUGCUCGUAGGCAGGGAAUCGACUUCACCAGCAAGGGAACUAUGUUCCGAAAAUGGCUCGACGAUGGACCAUGCUGGCGCAUCGAGGAGACCACUAAGGCUCUUUUGGACCCUACGUAUGAUACCACAGCACUAGCCGCUCUAGUCGACUGCAGCAAUCCCCAGCAUCACGGAAGCGUACGCUUGUUUACCGGACACAUCGGCAAUCGGCCAGAAGGUUACAAAUGGACAACCGAGAAGUUCCCUUGUUUUAACUGCCGUGCACAUCGUUUAGGGAUCUUUUUCUGGUACGGCUAUAUUCGUGAAGCCCGGAUGCAUGGCGGGUUCGAUAAUAACUACCCCGGCCUCAAAUGUUAUGGUUGCCUUCUUGACGGUAUCCUCCGCGGCGAACAGGAUCAUUAUAAGGUUUACAAGCAACGCAUCAUUCAACACUGGCUUAUCGACAGCUCUCCUGAUAAUUCCUAUCCUUCGGAAUUUAACAAAACCGACCUUCCGAGAGCACUCCGCGAGUUCACCGAGAAGAACGUUGCGCAACGGGCAUCGAGACUUCAAGCAGCGAGAGAUGCUCAUAUUGCUCGAUUCGGAUUCGAUCGUGAGACCCAGGAGAGACAGAAGGCCUUUACGCAUAAAGAAUUGAAUACCAAGUACGGUAUGCGGAUGCGGACUCCUCUUGUUUGGGACAAGAAUAGCGACCCAAAGACCAAGGUCUACAAGAACCCUGGUGACGCUGAGUGGGACUGUGCUCCGCAUAGCACCAGUACUAUGUUUGCCCAUGGUAGAUGGUGA
Molecule: messenger RNA, 1998 nt
Organism: Venustampulla echinocandica
Lineage: Eukaryota; Fungi; Ascomycota; Leotiomycetes; Helotiales; Pleuroascaceae
Exons: 4
Coding region: 1-1998 (665 amino acids)
Source: RefSeq, a predicted model, not a curated record